Messenger RNA from Gossypium raimondii (Peruvian cotton), 2310 nucleotides. Its product is annotated as wall-associated receptor kinase-like 22. Bases 27 to 2075 code for a protein of 682 amino acids. Gene Ontology annotation, cellular component: plasma membrane. The record is from RefSeq and is a predicted model, not a curated record. The transcript has 3 exons. Gene Ontology annotation, molecular function: ATP binding; polysaccharide binding; protein serine/threonine kinase activity. NCBI's taxonomy places the organism in Eukaryota, Viridiplantae, Streptophyta, Magnoliopsida, Malvales, Malvaceae. Gene Ontology annotation, biological process: cell surface receptor signaling pathway; protein phosphorylation.
AAUGAUCCAAAAAGAAGAAAACAAAAAUGAUUGUGAGAUUUGCAUUAAGUUUCAGUUUGUUGCUUUUGCUAUUUACCGAUCUAGCAUCAGCAGCUAAUUCCACAGCAAAACCUGGUUGCAAAGGCAGCUGUGGUGAUGUUAGAGUUCCCUACCCUUUUGGAAUUGGACCCAACUGUUCCUUGAAUGCAUGGUUUGAGGUCUCUUGCAAUGAAACUUCAACCCCUCCUACAAUUUUACUCAAAAGAACAAACAUGGAGGUUUUGAAUUUUUCUUUGAGAUCUGCUGAUUAUGAUCCGGACCUUGAGUACCAUCGUGUGAAGAGUCCAGUAGUUUCAAUGAACUGUUCAGGUAGGGAAACCAGCCUUGGGGUGGAUCUAACAGGCAGCCCUUUCUUCUUUUCAGAGUACAGGAACAGGUUCCUAGCCGCUGGUUGUAAUAGCACGGCUUUCCUGGCGGAAGUUGACACCAACACUUCGUGUAGAUCAGCUUGUACUGGGGACGCACUCUUUGGUUCUAAUCCUUAUAACAUCUGCCACGAUACAUGCUGCGAGAGGGAAUUACCAUGGGCUCUCAAAACAUUUAAUGCUACCUUUGAUAGCCAAUCUGAUGGGUGCAAGUUAGCCUACGUGGUGGAGAAAAACUGGGCAUCGAAUGUAGCAAACAGGUCCGGUUUGCAGAAAAUGGAGGCUGUGGGUGCUGUGCUUGAUUGGGCGAUACCCAAAGAGGAUUUUGAGUUGAGCGAAGAAGGAAGAGAAUAUAAUUGUACGCCGUAUGGCUUACAGUUGUCGGACCCUCAUAUUGACAAAUCAAUUCGAUGUCAUUGCAAGAGUGGUUAUCAAGGGAAUGCAUAUCUUCCUGAUGGAUGCCAAGAUAUUGACGAAUGCCUGGACGAGUUGAAGUGUGGGGAUGCGACUUGUGUGAAUAAGCCAGGGCAUUACGUAUGCACACGAAGAAAAACUUGGAUUCUUCCUUUAGGAAUUGGUCUUGGCUUUGCAGCAUUGUGCUUAGUAACGUGCUUAGUAAUGGGUGGACGGUGGUCAUACAAAUAUUUAAAGAAAAGAAGGAAAAUGAAGUUGAAGAAAAAAAAUUUUAAACGCAAUGGUGGGUUAUUAUUACAACAACAAAUGUUUGCAAAGCAUGGCAGUUUAGAGAGCACCAGGAUAUUUACUUCCAAGGAGUUGGAUAAAGCAACAGAUAAUUUCAACAAGGACCGAGUGCUCGGCCAAGGUGGCCAAGGAACUAUUUACAAAGGAAUGCUUGCCGAUGAAAGAAUUGUUGCCGUUAAAAAGUCCAAAGGAAUGGCUGCAGACAAAGUCGAAGAGUUCAUUAAUGAAGUCGUCAUCCUUUGCCAAAUUAAUCAUCGAAACGUGGUUAAACUUAUAGGGUGUUGCCUAGAGACCGAAGUUCCGUUACUAGUUUAUGAGUUCAUCUCAAAUGGAACAAUUUAUCAAUAUCUGCAUGACCAAAGUGAGGAAUUCGUAUUAUCAUGGGAAACACGAUUAAGAAUUGCCAAAGAAAGUGCCGAAGCCCUUGCGUACUUGCACUCUUCGGCCUCAAUUCCGAUUUAUCAUCGAGACGUCAAGUCCACAAACAUCUUAUUAGACGAGAAGUUCAAGGCGAAAGUUUCAGAUUUCGGGAUAUCGAGAUCAGUUUCUAUAGAUCAAACUCACUUGACCACGCACGUACAAGGCACAUUCGGAUACUUAGACCCUGAGUAUUUCCAAUCGAGCCAAUUCACGGAUAAAAGCGAUGUGUAUAGCUUUGGAGUCGUGCUGGUUGAGUUACUAACAGGGGAAAAACCGGUUUCUUUCGAAAGGGAAGAAAAUAGUAGGAGUUUAGCCUCGUAUUUCACCAAUUUGGUGGAAAAGAACCAAGUGAUGGACAUUGUUGACAGUCGAAUUGUGAAGGGAGUGAAACAUGAAGAGGUAAUGAUGGUUGCUAAACUUGCAUACCAAUGCUUGAGCUUGAGUGGGAAAAAGCGACCAAUGAUGAAAGAAGUUGGUAUAGAGUUAGAACGGAUCGUUUUGAUGCAGAAGGGUUCAAAUGUGUCAGAAUUUAGUGCAACUUUCUGCUAGUUAUGAAUUGGUCAAGUUAUUCAUUUUUAUUAGGAGUCGAUUAGCAUAUUUGGUCCUAUAUUUGUGCAAAUAAAAUAUGAGCACGUUAGCUUCUUGUUGUCAAAGUAGUUCAGUUAUUUUGGGAAGCUUUUUAGUAUAAAUAGAUGUUUUACACUGAGCCAAAAGUGUAGCACUUCAAUUUCUGUUUCUUUGUAUCAUCUUGAUUGAGCAAUAAUAAUAUUUAGCUUUAUUUUUA